Molecule: messenger RNA, 543 nt
Organism: Hermetia illucens (black soldier fly)
Lineage: Eukaryota; Metazoa; Arthropoda; Insecta; Diptera; Stratiomyidae
Exons: 3
Coding region: 47-481 (144 amino acids)
Source: RefSeq, a predicted model, not a curated record
UGUCCCAUUUCUGCUGUAAGAUAUUAGUCCGUUCAACGUUGUCAAGAUGGUUAACUUUACCUACGCUCUCAUAACUACGUUACUUUAUGUGGUUUUGCCGAUAGUGUGUGAUGGAGUGAAUGAUCAACCAGUGACGAAGCAAGUCCUUGAGAAAGCCAUCGCAGAUAAAACCCAGCCAACUUCUCAAGGAUAUUCUCCAACUGAGGCUAGUCCGAUUGCUUUAAGUGAAACUUCAAGUGCCGUUUUCGAUGAUGGUAGCUUUGAAUUUAAUAUUCAAAACGCGAAAGUUUCGAUUCGCAUUCGGGGAGAAGUGAAGCAAAUCCAAGGAGAACAAACGCUAGUAAUUGACGGAUCGUAUAAUAACACGGAUACAGGAUAUCUAGUGGAGUUUUCGGGAAGUGAUAAGAAAGGAUUUUUCGUAUUACCUUAUCCGGUUCCAGUUGGAAUUCCUCCCAAAGUUAUCGCCACAAUAGUUGGAUAAAACUAAAUUUAUGCUUAAAUAAGUUAAAUUGAAAUAAAAUUGAUAUGAGAUAGUUGUAUGUC